This is a messenger RNA of Nylanderia fulva, 4950 nucleotides long. The record is from RefSeq and is a predicted model, not a curated record. Lineage: Eukaryota; Metazoa; Arthropoda; Insecta; Hymenoptera; Formicidae.
GGAGUUUGUAUGACGCGCGCUUCCCGCGCGUUUCUCUCCUCGACGUCAUCGUCGUCGUCGCCUCCUCGCGCGAGUCGGAGACGAGCGGAGUGACGCGAGGUUAUAAUAAUCUGUACGCGACGAGAGAUCCACGCAUAUCGUUCUUCCCUCGCGUCGCGCUUCCCCAUGAAAAGUCCCUGACGACGUCAAAUGACAACGUCGACGACAGGAGACGGCCAUCUUUGAGUCCUCCCGUCUUCGCCUCACGCACGGACACGCGAAAUUCCGACCUGUCGUCGACAGGACAGGGUAGAGAAAGAGAAAGAGAGAGAGAGAGUGCGCGAAGAAAGAGCGAGAAAGGAGAAGAAACGUCAGGGUGUGCAACGUCAUUCGUAGACAGCUCGCCAGUGCGUGCGUUCGCGCGUGUAUGCGUGUGUGUAUAUAUAUAUGAUCCGUGUGGUCGACAACCGUGCUAGGUAGGGACUUCGGAGCUCAGCUAUGCUCACGGGGCUUUGCUGACUAAGGGACUAGCCUCCGCCUUCACUCAGACUCGACGGCGCAGCACGGAGGAUAGCAGAGUUCGUGUUUUGUACUCGUCUGCGCUUGGUUUUUUUUGUGAAGCUUGUGGCAUAGAUUCAAAACUCAAGUUGAGAAACAAUGAAUGCCUCAGAACAUGGGUUUAACCCAGCCUUUAACAUGGCCUCCAUAAAGCAGGCUUUCAAUGAGGCUGUGGAGAGAGUCUCAACAGUUAGAAUGCCUGCGCCGACACGGUUGAGGGAUCUGAUUAGACAAAUUCGAGCCGCACGAACGGCAGCGGAAGAGAGGACAGUCGUGAACAAGGAGUGCGCGUAUAUCCGUUCGACAUUUAGAGAAGAGGACAGCGUCUGGAGAUGUCGUAACAUCGCAAAGUUGCUGUACAUUCACAUGCUGGGAUACCCGGCGCAUUUCGGUCAAUUGGAAUGUCUAAAGCUUAUCGCUUCUCCGAGAUUCACAGAUAAACGAAUCGGUUAUCUGGGGGCCAUGCUGUUGCUGGACGAACGACAGGACGUUCAUCUCUUGAUCACAAAUUGCUUGAAAAAUGACUUGAACAGUUCCACACAAUUCGUCAUCGGUCUGGCGUUGUGCACCCUCGGUGCGAUUGCGUCGCCGGAAAUGGCGAGGGAUCUGGCGUCCGAGGUCGAGAGACUGAUGAAGUCACCGAACGCGUACAUCCGGAAGAAAGCGGCGCUCUGCGCCUUUCGGAUCAUCAGACGUGUUCCGGAGCUGAUGGAGAUGUUUUUGCCGGCCACCCGUAGCUUGAUUACCGAGAAGAAUCACGGGGUGCUCAUCACUGGCGUCACCCUUAUUACGGAGAUGUGCGAGAACAGCGUCGACACGUUGAAUCACUUCAAAAAGGAAUGCGGCCACCGUGAGAUUGUGCCAAAUCUGGUAAGAAUCCUGAAGAAUUUGAUCUUAGCCGGAUACUCGCCGGAGCAUGAUGUGUCCGGAGUGUCAGAUCCCUUCUUGCAAGUGAAAAUACUGCGUCUCCUUCGUAUUCUGGGACGCAACGAUGUCGAUGCGUCUGAAGCCAUGAACGACAUCCUUGCUCAAGUUGCCACCAAUACGGAAACUAGCAAAAACGUUGGUAACACUAUACUGUAUGAGACGGUUCUGUCCAUCAUGGAUAUCAAAUCGGAGAGCGGACUUCGAGUUUUAGCAGUUAAUAUACUGGGCAGAUUUUUAUUGAAUAACGACAAGAAUAUCAGAUACGUGGCCUUGAACACGUUGCUGAAGACUGUUUACGUGGACACGAGCGCAGUGCAGAGGCAUCGAUCGACAAUUCUAGAAUGUCUAAAAGAUCCGGAUGUGUCAAUUAGAAGGCGCGCAAUGGAAUUGAGUUUUGCACUCGUAAAUUCCAAUAAUAUCAGAAACAUGAUGAAGGAAUUGCUCUUGUUCUUGGAACGAGCCGAUCCGGAAUUCAAAGCUCAAUGUAGCAGCAAUAUCGUGAUGUCCGCGGAGAGAUUCGCUCCGAACAAACGUUGGCAUCUAGAAACUCUGUUUAAAGUGCUUGUCGCGGCCGGUAAUUAUGUGCGUGAUGAUGUAGUGGCAUGUACGAUACAAUUAAUAUCGGAAACGCAGCCUCAACAGAAUUACGCUGUUAGCGCGCUGUGGCAUGCGCUAGAAAAAGAUACGUCCGACAAGCAGCCUUUGGCGCAAGUUGCCACAUGGUGUAUCGGCGAAUAUGGUGAUCUAUUGUUGUACAGUCCGCCGUCAGAGGAUGUCGAAACCCCAAUCAAUUUGACAGAGGAUGAAGUUAUCGAUGUGUAUCAGAGGUUACUCUGGAAUCCUCAGAACACUGUGGUUACGAAACAAUACACCUUAUUGUCUCUUACUAAAUUGAGCACGAGGUUCCAGAAAGGUCACGAGAAAAUUCGUCAGAUCAUAGAUACGUUUGGUAGCAAUUUGCAUAUCGAAUUACAGCAGAGAGGUAUCGAAUUCUCGCAAUUGUUUCGAAAAUACGAUCAUCUACGGCCUGCAUUGCUCGAAAGAAUGCCGCCGAUGGAGACUGCUCGACCACAGGCUAAUGGUAUCAUAGGCAUGGUGAACGGUGAGCCGGAACCGGAAGACGAGAAGUCUACUGUAGAACCAACCACAACUACAUCCGAUUCAAGUGCACUUCUAGAUUUACUUGGAACUGCAGAUGUAGGAGUGACGAUGCCGGCGACAACGACCACCAAUAAAAAUGUUUUACCGAGUUCGACUCCACCAGCGCAUAAUAACGAUCUGUUAGACUUACUCGGAAGUUUGGAUUUGAAUACGCCUACGUCUCCCGUCACCCCUACACUACCGUUACAACCGCAAGCAUCAUCCGCACCGAUGUUCAGUCCCACCAAUACCAGUAAUUUCUUAGUAGAUGGAUUGCUCAGUACUUCCUCAGUUCAAAAUGAACUACCUAAUAUGACUGUUUUGGACAAAUCGGGACUCAAGAUAACGUUCAAAUUAGAGAGACCGCCCGAUAUUCCUGAUCUGUUAAUUAUAAAUAUGUUGGCACAGAACUCCGGAAGCACCGUUUUAACCGAUUUUCUGUUUCAAGCAGCAGUUCCUAGGACAUUCCAACUACAAAUGCUAUCGCCAUCGGGUACUGUUAUUCCACCAUGUGGUCAAGUAACUCAAGUGUUGAGAGUCACAAAUAUGAAUAGGGCAACACUUAGAAUGAGACUACGUAUAUCAUAUACAGGUCCAGCUGGGCCAGUUUUGGAACAGACAGAAGUCAAUAACUUUCCCGCCGCGGCAUUACAGUGACAAGAUAUAAUACAAACAACAUUUGUACAUAUGCCUGCCUAAAAGUAAUUAAUCGAUUCUUGAAGACAAACUGGAAAGAAAAAAAAGGAACAAAUUUCAUCCUUAUCAGAGACAAUGAAACAUACAAGUUUGCAAAUAGGUGUCAAAUGGAUGAACAACUAAUUCAGUAACAAAAUUUUCGCUAUGCGGCACGAAGAUAUGACCUAAACUUUGUAAGGAGAUCUUAAAUUUGUUAAAAUCACAUUUUUUAACUCCGUAUACAAUUUUACAAUGUGUUCUAAAAGCUUUUUCGCAACGAAGAAUUUUUCAAAAAAGUAUUAAUCGUCUUGCCGCAUAUAUAUAUAUAUAUUUUAAAGUUGUCACGAAUUUGUGUGUGGGCAAGUUCCGAUAAAUUUCCAGUCGCAAACAAUGUGAUGUUAACAUUUAAAGUCUUUCAAAAUUACGUUAUAUAUCAUUAUCGUUUCCGCUUCGUUACAACGAGCGAACGUAAAAGUAUACUUUGCUCUCGCAACCUGUCGCAAAAGUAUAUGAAAAAAAAGAUGUAAAUAUUUUUUCUAACCGAAGAACAGAUGCGGAGAGAGUUGAGGAAACUAUUGUGCUUGUGGUUGGUUGCAUUCCCGCUGUUUUACGGCUACUAAUUUAGCGCGUAAUUUCAUACGUAGGCUAAACGAGUUAGAAAACAGAUACCUAUACAGAAAGUGAGUCAGAAAAAACAUACAAUCUCGACACAUACAUCAAAUGCAUCACACGCCAGAAAACAAAAUGUAAAACGGAGAAUGGGAAGGGAGGAAGUUCCGUCACCGAAAGUGCUGUCGUUGUUCCAAAAAGAAACAAGGAGAAACUAAACUCUCACUGUAACAAAUCAAUCUUUUCUACUGCUACAUUUGUAAGUAAGACAUCGCGAAUAAAACUCGCGCAAUCGUCUUGUAAAUAUAUAAUCGCGGUGACAUAUAGAGAAGCAAAGAAAUUCUUUUAUGUGAUGGGGGAAAAAUAGCGCGAAACGGGAUUCUUUCUAAUCUGUGUACAUGAUAGAGCUGUUAAUUCAGUAACGAAUACGAUAAUAUUAACGUUUUCGUUUUCGAGAGAUAUCAUUUGGGGAGAGGGUGCAUAUAAAACACAUACAUGUACACAACAUGCUACUGAACACACACAUACAUAUGACGCACGAGUGUGUUACGUGUGUAGCGCGAUUAUACAAUUUCAAAUUCAUAUUCAGAAUACAGAGUACACAUUGGAGGGCUGAAUUCUGACUGUCAUAUUAUCUGUCUCGCGUAUGUAUGUAUGUUGAACGUUGUAUCCAAUUAUGGAAGAUUGAGGAUUCAUUAUCGACCAAUUAAUCCUCUUUAUCAUGUUCGAAUGAUAUUAAUUCUCGCCAAGUAUCUCUAUCAGUGUUUCAUUGCAUUAUAUGUACAAUUCUACUAAGUUAAUUCUAAUGAAAAUUUUGAUAUAAAUACGAGAAAAGUCAUAAAAUGUUGGGAAGCAUAAUAUCUUAACUAAACAAUUAUUACAAAAUAGAAAAUAAAAGCUGAUACUACGAGAUUAAUUUCGUUCAUCCAGUUCUAUGCGUUUUUAAAAAAGGUAGAAUGUAAAGUCGAUAAAUAAUUAUACAUGUAUAUCUUGACAAUAGUCUAUUUUUUAAGUUGCAGUAUAAACACUAACAUAAAAUUAAUAACCAAGUAUAAGAAUGUA